Messenger RNA from Melitaea cinxia (Glanville fritillary), 1038 nucleotides. It is a transcript of the gene Fdx2, whose product is annotated as adrenodoxin. Gene Ontology annotation, molecular function: 2 iron, 2 sulfur cluster binding. Gene Ontology annotation, biological process: P450-containing electron transport chain; positive regulation of oxidoreductase activity. The record is from RefSeq and is a predicted model, not a curated record. The transcript is spliced from 3 exons. Gene Ontology annotation, cellular component: mitochondrion. NCBI's taxonomy places the organism in Eukaryota, Metazoa, Arthropoda, Insecta, Lepidoptera, Nymphalidae. Bases 201 to 677 code for a protein of 158 amino acids.
UUUUCAGUUAGGUUAUAAAAUAUAUCAAAUUGAUAUCAAACUUCAAAGCAAGCUAGCUAGCUACAUAUAAAGUAAUCUGUGAUCAAAGCUAUCGUAGAUGUAUUAUCAUAAUUUUUGGCCAUCGUGGACGUUUGUGAAUAAUUCAAACAAAUCUCCCGUUAUAGUGAUUAUAAAGUUACGCUUCUAACGUCAUCUAAAAGAUGUUUUACAGAAACAUUUUAUUAACUUUCUUAAAAUCAAGAUCAUCUUUACGGACAUAUAAUGAUGUUUUCACGAUUUUCGGUAAUUACAGAAGUGUUAUACCAUUAUCAACAACCAGGCUCGCGUUGAAAGAUGAAAAGGUGAAAGUGAUCUUCAACCUGGUCGAUGGGAGGAAGUUAGAAGCGGAGGGCAAGGUCGGCGACUCUCUUCUAGACGUGGUCGUUAACAACGACCUUGAUAUAGAAGGGUAUGGAGCAUGUGAAGGUACGGUUACCUGUUCAACCUGCCACGUUGUUCUGAAAAAGGAAGACUACGACAGAUUGCCAGAAGAGGCCGCAGAUGAAGAACGCGACAUGUUGGACCUAGCGUACGGUUUGACGGACACGUCGAGACUUGGCUGCCAAGUGAUCUUGACCAAGGAGUUGGAUGGCCUCGAGGUGCAAGUCCCAGAGAGCGUCAACGACGCUAGGAGCUGAUGACAACCAGAAAUAGACCUUAAUCUGUCGCACGAGCUUGUUAUCCGACACUAGGAAAUUUUUAGGGUGGUUUAUAUCAUUAGUUAAAAAACUUUUUUUUAAUACAGACUGUUAAUAUCAUGAUUGCUAAAACUUAAAAAAAAUCUUUUUUUAAAAGAAAGCAAUUAUAAUCUUCGAAUUUGUGUCACGAUUGUUAAAAUUAUAAAAGAUUGUUUUUUUUUUUUGUUAACGGAUAGCUAAAAACUUCGAGUUUAACUCAAUAUGGUCGUGUAACGCUUUAACGAUUUUUUGGAUUCGUUUGUAAGUCAAAAUGUGCAAAUAAUAUCCAAUGUAACAAAUAUUAUAAAAGUAUACACAGAAA